Paramuricea clavata is the source of this 1087-nucleotide messenger RNA. The record is from the annotation of a GenBank genome assembly. NCBI's taxonomy places the organism in Eukaryota, Metazoa, Cnidaria, Anthozoa, Malacalcyonacea, Plexauridae.
GAAAAUAGACUGCAACAAGCGGAAGAGAUCGUUUAGUGAAGUACAAGCACAGUACAUAAAUUAUACUUUUGUUUAUGAGUACCAUUUAUUUAUUUUCAAGCAACUCUCUUUCUAUAUAGAUCAAUCAUCAGACACAAAUUCCAGUACUAUGUCCAUGAGUAUGGCUCUUUACAUCUUCCUACCCUUGAUCCUCUUGGCAUUAAUAAUCGUCAUAAUUCUGCUUGUACGCAAAAACAGAGCUUCUAAAGAUAAAGAAUCUCCAAGCAAAGAAAAUAAUAAAGGGAUGGAAAACCAUGAGAACGAUAACCAAACAUUUACAGAGAGUGACGGAUAUACAGAACUGCAUCACAAUCGCGAGCCCGACAAUACCUAUUCAUCUCUGAACCUUUAUGAAAAUCCCGAUGAAGAUUCUGUGUAUGUGAUUGGUAAAAAUAUCAACUAUGUCAAUCCAGACGCACAACAACGUUCUUCGUAUGUGAUUCCCCCGCCUGGUCAUAAUUAUGAAAUUCCAGACAACUGAUAAUGUGUAUUACACUAGUGGCGGACGGUUAUCGCAAGAACAAAAUAUAGUAAUGAGUAGAGAGAAGUGAUCAGCUUCUUGUAUUGCGAGAAAAGAACUGUGCCCUCUGUAAAUAGUGAUGCAACUGCCUGAAAAAUACAAAAAGUCGAAGAUCUAGAUCUUUUACUGGUACUUUUCAGGUAGUUGCAUCAUGUACAGUCUACAUCUGCAUGGCACCCCCUUCUUGUAUUUUGACUGUAAUUUAUAGCAUAUGUCAAUUAUUUUACAACUUUGUAACUCAGUUAUUCAGCUACGAUUCAAAGGGUUUCAGAAAUUAUUGGGGGCAGUUGUCCCCUUCCCUUAGUGUCUGCCACUGCACCUUAGUCCUUUCUGUUCUAAAGAGGCGAUGUAUACAGGAAGCAUUCAGUAAUUUAAGAUUCAAUAUAGAUAAAUAUGCAUGGCAAUAUUCCAUAUAACUAUGAUAGUCAAAAAUGAAGUCACCAUGACGGCUCGCGCUAUUCUGCCUGGUAUUUUGCCAGGAAAUUGGUAGUUUUCAAAUUAAUGAGUGAAGGUUUUAAUGGGAGUGUG